Molecule: messenger RNA, 11787 nt
Organism: Corythoichthys intestinalis (scribbled pipefish)
Lineage: Eukaryota; Metazoa; Chordata; Actinopteri; Syngnathiformes; Syngnathidae
Gene: anks1b
Product: ankyrin repeat and sterile alpha motif domain containing 1B
Exons: 29
Coding region: 408-4301 (1297 amino acids)
Biological process (GO): ephrin receptor signaling pathway
Cellular component (GO): cytosol
Molecular function (GO): ephrin receptor binding
Source: RefSeq, a predicted model, not a curated record
AAACUAAGUGUAGGGUUCACGCGAACGUGACACCUGUCUGCAAUCAAGGGGCACCGGCCAGUACGGAAGGUUUUAGCGCGGGGAGCGAGAGGUUGACAGCCGGCCAGGAGAGCCUCGUCCCGGCGUGGGCACGCACGCGUCGCCGCCAGCCCGUCAUUAACCGGUUCCGAGCGGUAUCAGAGUAGAGCCUCGCUCGGGGGAAGGAAAGUACUUUGUGUCUUCCACGGCGGGUUCCCUGGAGGAGGCGCCGGAGAUCCGAGUCUUGAUGAACGGGGAGUACCGUGCGCGGUGGGGGGGCGGCGUGCUCUGCAGCAUCCGAGCAGGAGCACCGCGGAGGAGCGAACGGGGAUUGAUUUGAUGGGAGAUUGUGCUCCUCGCUACCCCGGCGUCGUCGUGCAGCACUCGGCAUGGGGAAGGAGCAUGAGCUGCUGGAGGCCGCCCGUACCGGGAACGUGGCCGUGGUGGAGAAGCUGUUGAGCGGCAAGAAGGGCUUGCUGGGCUCUGGCUCCGGCUCCAUCCCUCUGCCCAACCUGCUGAGCAUGUGGAAGGGCCUCAACGUCAACUGCACGGACAGCUCGGGAUACACGCCGCUGCAUCACGCCGCGCUCAAUGGACACAGGGCAGUGGUGGUGAAGCUGCUCCAGUUCGAGGCCUCCGCCAAUGUGGGCGACAGCAAGGGUUGCGUCCCGCUGCAUUUGGCCGCCUGGAGGGGCGACGCGGACAUCGUGCGCAUCCUCAUCCGACACGGGCCCUCACGCUGCCAAGUCAACCAGCAGAACCUGGAGCGCGAGACGGCCCUGCACUGCGCGGCACAGUACGGCCACUCCGAGGUAGUGUCGGUACUGCUCCAGGAGCUGACGGACCCCACCAUGAGGAACAGUCGGCAGGAGACGCCCCUUGACCUGGCAGCACUCUACGGACGCCUGCAGGUGGUGUGCAUGCUGGUAAGCGCGCACCCCAACCUGAUGGGGGUGCGCAACCGGCGACACACGCCGCUCCACCUGGCUGCUCGCAACGGACACCGCAGCACCGCGCAGACGCUCCUCGAGGCCGGCAUGGACGUCAACUGUGUGACAGAGAAUGGCAGCGCCCUCCACGAAGCCGCCCUCUUUGGGAAGACGGACGUAGUUCGCCUUCUACUCAACUCAGGGAUUGACACAAAUUUGCGAGAUAGCCAGGGAAGAACAGCUCUGGACAUCCUCAGAGAACAUCCUGCGGUCAAAUCCCAGCAGAUCACAGCUCUCAUCCAAGAACAUGUGACGGAGGAAAUGGAGCGGCGCAGUAUGACGGAGGAACCCGUCCGCAAGUGUCCGGUCCCUGCGCCCCGAACCUCCAUCUCUUCGCCCUCAGCCUCGCCGUCCAUAAGGCACAAAAAUGAGGCGGUGACCAACGAGCUGUCCAAGCUGCUGCACGAGAUCAAAAAGUGCCGCGAGCGCGACUACUCCUUCGAGGAACUGUGCCACACCAUCUCCUCGCACUCCAUGGACAGCUUCGGGAGCGGGCGGCUGUCGGAUGAAGAGGCGCCCAACGGCACCUUGACGCGCACCGCCAAGCGUCCGAGUCCGUCCCUCGCCGCGGCCCCCGAGGAAGAGGACGACGAUCGGGUCGAGAAAAGUUGCGGCCCCGCUGGAUUCUGGGAAGCGUUGACCCCCUGUAAUGGCUGCCACAACCUUGGCUUCUCCAACAUGUCUCAGGACUCCAAGCAAUCGCUGUCGUUGGACGUGUUCCCUCCCGAGGACGAGGACAACCCCUACGAGUCGGUGACCACCGCCGUCACGCGCAAGCCUUGCUCGCUGGACGUGGGCCAGCGGCCCGACUCCCGUCAUCCGUCCCAUGGAUCCAUCCAGGGGGGACUCGGUGACCAUGGCGACCACUCUACGGGCCCCACUCCAGACUGCUCGCCCCCCUCCCCCGACACGGCCCUGAAGAACAUUGAGAGAGUCAUCCGCCCACAGCCCAAACAGCGCACGUCUCUGUCAUCAUCUCUGGACGUCCAGCGGCCCGUCAACCACAGCGGAGAACCCAGUGAGGUCAGCUCGUCCCUGGGUUACGCGAGCUUCAGCACCAGCCCUCCGGCAAGCCCCCCGCUCAGCCCCAACCAGGACCGGGACUCGGCCGAGUCCGAAAACGACUGCCCCCUGGCAGACGACGAACCGUCGCAGCUGCCGCUAGAGGACCGGCGGAAGAGUCGCAUUCCCGAGGAGUUCGUGGGCCUCCUUCACGGAUCUUCUCCGGCCUGCGAGACCCCCGAAACGCCGUACCACCUUUACAGCCCCAAAUCUGGCAAAACAGACUCCACGCACACUGCCCAGAAGCCAACUAAUAAACCCCAGGCGGUCUUCAGGACAGUGUUUUACACGAAAGUCAACCAGGAUCUGACAAAACCGUCCGAGCAUCAACGAAACCUUGUCGCCGAUUGCGUGGGCGCGAGCGUGCCAAAGGGUUCUGGCUACGAGGAGAGAGCCUGCACCCUUGGCAGGAUGAGGUCCGUCCCCCGCAGCGUUCUGGACCUGCAGCUCUCCAAGUCCUUGUCUAAGUCCGACUCCAAUCUGGUUGCCGUGUCGCCAAUCCAGGAAGAGAACAUUUGGGAGUCUGGAUGUCGCGGCCAAGGGUCCGGAAGUCCUAGCACGGGUGGCGGCAGUAGCACCCCAGCGGAAAAGCUUGAACGAACACCUUCGUUUACAGCUGAGUGGGAGGAGAUCGACAAGAUUAUGAGCUCCAUCGGCGCCGGGAUAGGCAGCGGACUGGACGCCAAAGACGUUGAUUCAGGUCCCCGAUGCCCGCUGCAAUCUGUGGGCCAGUGGCUGGACUCCAUCGGGCUGGUCCAGUACGAGAACCACCUGCUGGCCAACGGUUUCGACAACGUCCAGUUCAUGGGCAGCAACGUCGUGGAGGACCAGGACCUGCUGGAAAUCGGCAUCCUCAACUCUGCCCACAGACAGCGCCUCCUGCAGGCCAUACGGCUCCUGCCUAGGGUGAGGCCGAUCGGUUACGACGGCAACAACCCGACGUCUGUGGCCGAGUGGUUGGAGUCCCUGGAGCUGGGAGACUACACCAAAUCUUUCCUGGUCAACGGCUACACGUCCAUGGAGCUGGUGAAGAAGAUCUGGGAGAUCGAGCUCAUCAAUGUUCUGAAGAUUAGUCUGAUCGGUCACAGGAAACGAAUCUUGGCCUCGUUGGGGGACCGCCUACACGAAGACACCCCCCAGAAACCCCCGCGGGCCGUCUCCCUCCGGGAGCCCGUCGGCAACCACACUCCCCCUCAGCUCAGCCCGGCGGUGGGCCCGGCGGCGUACGCGGCGGGGGUCCCGGGCGGCUCGCUGGACGUGCAGCACCUCAUCAUGCAGGCGGAUGCGCGGCGGCGGCAGCGUAGCAACGACAACUACUUUGACGACGUUCCGCGAUCCAAACUGGAGCGGCAGAUGGCGCAAGUUAGCAUGGCGGGCGAGUGGUGCGAGCCCAUCACGUUGCGUCCGCCCAACGAGGCCACCUCGUCCACGCCAGUUCAGUACUGGCAGCACCACCCCGAGAAGCUCAUCUUUCAGUCGUGCGACUACGAAGCCUAUUACCUGGGCUCGAUGCUAGUAAAGGAGCUGAGGGGAACAGAGUCCACGCAUGACGCUUGCGCCAAAAUGAGGAAGUCGACGGAGCAGAUGAAGAAAGUGCCCACCAUCAUUCUCUCCGUGUCCUACAAGGGAGUGAAGUUCAUCGACGCCACAAAUAAGAACGUCAUCGCCGAGCACGAGAUCCGCAAUAUCUCGUGCGCCGCUCAGGACCCCGAGGACCUGUCCACCUUCGCCUACAUCACCAAAGACCUCAAGUCCAGCCACCACUACUGCCACGUCUUCACAGCCUUUGACGUGAACCUUGCCUACGAGAUCAUCCUGACGCUGGGGCAGGCCUUCGAGGUGGCUUACCAGCUGGCGCUGCAGGCACGCAAGAGCGGCCACGGCUCGUCCACGCUGCCCGAAAGCUUCGACGGCAAGCCCGGCAAACCCGUGCCAAAGCCGCGCGGGGUCAACGUCCGCAAAUCCGUGAUCAUGCCCCCCUCCAGCCGCUGGUCACUGGGCCACAUUUACACCCCCCACCGGCCUCCUCUCCACCCUCCUCCUCUUCCUCCCUCCCGACUCUUCCAUCUUCCUCACCCAGCUCGCUCGCAGAUGGAGCAGGCGUCCAUGGAGCAGAAGGGUCACGCCAACGUGCCGUGGAUAGUGGAACCGGGUCAGGAGGCCAAGAGAGGAGUCAACACCAAGGCAGUGGCGGACGCUCAUGUCUUUUACUGUGGAAAUCAAAGAAUGUAGCCAGCCAUAACACUCUUUUCAAAGGACUACAAACAUGGACUCCCUCGCUCCUCCCUCUCAUUGUUCACGUUUAAGCUUGACUACGACGCGCACGUAAACACACACUGAAUGUUUUCAGGGAGGUUACCAUGGAGAUGGACAAGCAGGCAUGUGUCAGUUUUUUUUUAACUUAAUUCGAGACUGGUAUUGAUGUUUAACAUGAGAAUAUUAUAACACCGCCAUCUGCUGUUGUCCUCACGUCACAUUAUUUUUUUACGCGCUCAGAACGCUGGCCGCCCCCUUUAAAAAAAAAAAAAAAUAUCGGGAAAAAAAAGUGUGAAUGUGCGGACCUCCGUCCCUCCUUUCUGGACUUUGUUCAACUACUGUACGUAUGGAAGGCUAUCCACGUAUAAAAUGUACAUAGAUAUUUUGCCAACUCAUUGUUCAUAGCUGUAAUGUAAAAGAUGGACAGAGAAAAAAAAGCUAAACAAAGACAAAAAGAAGAUAUGUGCUAGAUGAUUGUAGAGAUAAUGUACUUGGAGUGAUAUACAUGUACAUAGGCUUGGGGCUUCCAGCACGCUGAUUUUUGUAAUUUUCUGCCAUUAUUUAUAACCCUGUAAAGCACACAUGGAAUAAAAUAUGACUUGUACGACCAUGACGGAGAGACAGCCUCACAAAUUGUGUUUUAUGUUUGUUUAAGUCGGAAUCGCAUGCAUUUUGUCUUUAGAGUGCCCAUACACUUUAUAACCUAUUGACAUGACACCGGAAACGGGGCGGAUUCGUAGGGGGCCUAUUUUCAGAAAGUUCAAAUUCAAAUAUUUACAAAACCAAAGCUGCUACCGACCUAAAACCAAAACUGGCUCCUACCUUAGCCAUAUAUGAGUCUCCAUGAGCAGCGGCAUAAAAAAAAAAAAUCAAAGUCGUUUCCUUAUAAAAUCCCGAUGAAUUAUUUUCAAUACAAUUAUAACACAACUUAAAAUGGCUAUAAAGGCCUCUGAUUUUACACUAGAUGCAAAAAAAUUGCCAAAUGCAGAGAUAAUCCCUUAUAUUUUCAGGAUCAAUAGCAAUAUUUAACAUAUAUAAGUUUUUGCCCAAAAUAGCAACUUUUUUUAUUUACUGAUAAUAAAUCACUCAAUUUAACAUCAAAAACUUUAUACUUGAGGAAAACAUGCAGAAUCAAUCAUUCUUAAUACGUAAAUAGAUAAUAAAUAAAUACUAUAUACAAUCACUACACAACUUAUUAUAGAAUACAAUAUCCCUUUAUUAUCAUUGUCGUAUUUUUUGGACUAUAAGUCGCACCUGAGUAUAAGUCGCAUUUAUGGGGGAAAUUUACUUGAUAAAAUCCAAUACGUAGAACAGAUAUGUCAUCUUGAAUGGGGGAAAUUUACUUGAUAAAAUCCAAUACGUAGAACAGAUAUGUCACCUUGAAAAGCAUUUAAAAAAAAUACAAUAGAGAACAACAUGCUGAAUAAGUAUGAUAAUGUUACAUGAUGCAUGAACAACGAAAUGCGAAAGUGGCCAAUAUGUUAAAGUAACAUAGCUAUUAAGAGUUAUUCAGAUAACUAUAGCAUAAAGAACAUGCUAACAACUUUACCAAACCAUCAGUGUCACUCCAAAACACCAAAAUAGCAUGUGAAAUGAUAUCAUAAUGUGUUAAUAAUUUCACACAUAAGUCACUCCUGAGUAUAAGUCGCACCCCCUGCUAAACUAUGAAAAAAGGUGCGACUUAUAGUCCGAAAAAUACGGUAUACACUAUAUACUGUUAGCGAAUUAGGCUAGUGGCUGCCUGGCGUAAAUAGAGCUUUUCUGGCGAAAAUUCUCGUGGAUAAAUACUUAAAUCCCCGAAUUCUUCAUAGAUAUGGACGUAAAACAGUCUCGAUUCUUGGUUUAAAGCAAAGAAAACGUACAUUUAGCGUUUAUUUUACGUACAGUAUAUUGACAAAGUACCAUGCUACUAUGUUAGCGAACGAGGCUAGCGGACGCCUGGCGUAAAAGGAGCUUUUCUGGCGAAAAUUGUUGUGAAUAAAUGCUUAAAUCUCCGAAUUCUUCAUACAUAUGGAUGUAAAACAGUCUCGAUUCUUGGUUAAAAGCAAAGAAACCAUGCAGGUAACUUUCAUUUCGCGUAAAUAUUGCCAACUAUGUGGCUAGUCAGUUACGAAAAUUAGCCGCCUCCAUGUGUAAACAAAGAAGAAAAUUCUUGCAAAUAAAUGCUUCAAUCACGCAUGCAUGGUACGAAAAAUAUAAUAUUUACCUUGAAUCCUCGAACAAAUCACUCCUGAGACACUUCCUGUUUGUAUGCGAUACAGCUUUCGUGGUUAAAUCCAAUCUUAAGUAAAUCCAAGCUUAAAUCCGACAUGAGCGUAUGCCAUCUUCGGCUAUUACGAGAUGAAGCUCGGCCGCCUCUGAUAAGGCAUGUCGCAAAGAAUGACGAAGUGUCAGGUCAAUAAAUUUUUGAAGUCUAUGAAGUGCCUAGGACUGGAUAAAAAAGUCUUAAAUAGCAUGAUUGUGUGAAUUAGAAUCAUAUUUUGGGACCAUUCGACUAUAUACAACAAUUUGGCAAAGCGCAGAUGACGAGAAAUUAGUUUUUUAAUCUGCAGUUUAGCCACGCUUUUCAUUAUAGCGCUCUAGCGUCCCCAGCUGGAGGAUGACGCCCAUUGAGGGGGAAGAUUCAGAACGAGGAAAAUGCGACAAAAAGAGCAGCAAAAUGUAAUUGUUUCAAUCUCUCUACUCGAAUAUUUUACGGGAUAUUCUUUUCAUCGAAGUAUUUAUCCCCAAUUGCUAAAUAAAUGACAAAUAACAGUCUUGUGUUAAAUGGAAUAUGAUAUCUUCAAAAUGCAUUUAUUCAGUACGACAUGGCAAAAUUACUUCAUCAUGGUCAAAACUGUUGACUUCUUGCAGCUCCCGAACGAUAUUUUAUGCUAAAUUAAGUUAGUCCGGCUUUUGUCAUUUCCUUGCCUUUCCUUUGGAGAGCGUAGACAGCUAGCCGACAUGCUAAUCCGAACUGAGCGGCAUUUCCAGGUCUUAUUUUCGCCUUUCAAAGCGAAAAAUCACACAAAAAUACACCGGAUUAUGUCACACGGCAGCGAGCAAGUGACAGCUCGUCGAUCCCCUGGCAGGAGAGCUCGUUUCCUGGGGAAGCAGCUGCAGAAUGACCGCUGGACAAACCGGCCGAUGUCCGAGGUGCGUAUAGCUGCCCGAGCCCAACCCGAGGAUAAUGGUCUAUUGCUGGUGUUCUGCCAAAUUUUUCACCCUUAUAAUAUUUUUCACCCAAAUCUGUUGUGAAUAAGACCUCUUUUACAUGAAGUCUCAAUGUUAUCCACAGGUGCUAAAUAAACAAGUAACAUCAUCAGCAUAAAUGUUCAACACGUAAAUUAAUGCUUAACGACAUGGCGACGACGUAAAAAGUGAGAGAGUGGCGUGCUGUUGUUGUGUGCAGCUAUCAUGGCAGGUUGUGUCUGAGGAGAACUUUUCUACAUGUCCGUCCAUGAUCAAACGUAAGUAAAUAUUCUGUUAUUUGAAGGUUUGUUGUGUUUACUUUGUAAUCGCUGUAUUCACGGCCAUUUUUAACACAAAGUCGCAAUUUCUAUAUUAUUAUCUAUAUUUCUAUAGCGCUGUCCUAGCGGGCAAACGAAGAGGACCGAAGGGGGUGUGCAACAAGCCGCCGGUAGUCGGCCGUGUGGCAUUCUCGGUGGGAAAAGGAGCAUUGUCAGCCACAAAAUGCAAGCCACAUCCGUAUUAAAAGCUGUGCCAUGAUCCCAGUAUUUGACAUAAUACAAAACACGAUGUUUACUCACUUCCUCGCAAGUCCAAUGGUCCCACAGUUGUCGGACUUAGCCAAUCCCGGGGUUAACGGGAACCUUUUGAAAACCAAAAAGGCUCACACGCCUCUCCCUGGUGCAGCAACAAAACCCUGCAGCACAUUUGGCUGUCGUGAUUUGAAAAAUAAACGAAUUAAUCCGCAAAAUCAGCUGAAUCCGCAGUCCUCGCAUUCUUCCUCAAAACAGGAAGUUAUUAAUUUUCAUGGUGCGGGAUUCAAAAAAAUUGAAUAUAUAAAACGAUCGCUUACACGCACAUCCAAGCGGUCCAUUUCAUUCAGGAGCAUAAAAUACCGCGUGAAAUAUGAAUUAAACAUGCUUUUUUUCUGUCAUAGGCAUUUUAAAACAGAGUCUGCCCUUGAUGGUGAUAGGCGUUGAAUCAAUUUUGACUAUGAAUGAUUGCUGCCGACCCUCCCAGUCAAAAUGGAUUGGACGUGUACCGCCAUCAAUAGCAGUGAAUGAGUUAAAAGCUUGCUACAACAGUGCUUUCUCGUGGGAUCCAUGCCCAGUCAGCAAGAAGUGACCAGCUGUUAAAUGUCAGGUAAGUGUAACACAAAUACACAAACAACUACAGUAACCCCUUUCAAAAUAAGAGUCACUUAUGACUGAUUAUUCUGUGUAUCCUGUUGUAAUGUGACACUUUUUCAGCAAAUUCUAUAACCACGUGAAGCACAAAAUGGACGCCCUUGAUGACCGAUGACAGCUAUAGAUUUUUGCAGAAUGUAGUUUUUGUAAAUUUAAAUGCAUUUUGCUUAUUCCUUUAAAUCUGCAAAAUAAAAAUAAAAAAAAUUUGCUGAACUAAGUGUCAAAAUUGUCAAAACAAAUUUUUUUCAGCAGGUGAUAGCAAAAACAUUCAAAACAUACUACUGAAAUUUUCGUACUAUAAGCCGCUACUUUUUUCCCUCAUUUUGCAUCCUGCACCUUAUAGUCCAGUACAAGUUAAUUGUUGAUUUACAACGGCGUCAUAAGGCUGUCAUAAUUAUGACAUGACACUAUCAUGGGCAUUACUGAAUGCUUAUGACAGAUGUCAUUCAGUGUUAUCAGGCAUAUUAUGUCGCUAACUCCAGUUAUGUCCAGCUCGGAUUUUUAUAUCUAUUCAAAAGGGAGAUAAUAUGCCAGAUGACACUAAAUGACAUCUGUUAUAAGCAUUGAUUAAUGCUCAUGACAGUGUCAUGUCAUAAUUAUGAUUGUCUUAUGACGCCACUGUGAAUAAAGUGUUGCCAAAUACCAUAACUAGUAAUUAAUGAAACAACUAGAACAGUAACUGAAGUAAUAAUUAGCACAGAAAAUAAAUUUUGAUUGUUAUUUACAUCUGUAGCGCUGUAAUGCAUGCUAAGAGGCAUGUUGGACGACAACAACAGCAGGAGGUUGACUGUCUCCACCAAAGGAGCGGUAAUGGCCAAAUGAAGCAAUAAUUCAUGGUGGUUCAUUCGGUCUUUUGACAGUCUGAGGAUGCCGCUGUCAAAUAAAGUGCUACCGGUCAUAGACUUUGUAAUAUAUUGACAGGACACAGGGCGUGGGGCCGAUUAAUGGGGGGCCUGAUCACCACUAAGAGCUUUUAACAUUGAAUAUUUUCGUGAAUAAAUGCUUAAAUCCCUGAAUUCUUUAUUGAUAUGGAUGUAAAACAGUCUCAAUUCUUGGUUAAAAGCAAAAAAAACGGGCAGUAAGCAUAUAUUUUACGUAAAUAUGUCGAAUGUGCUACGAGCCUUGAAGCUACUGUGGCGCCGCCUUAUCACCACUAAGAGCUUUUUACGUUGAGAAUUUUUGUGAAUAAAUGCUUAAAAUCCCUCAAUUCUUUAUAUAUAUGGUUGUAAAACAUUCUCAAAUCUUGGUUGAAAGCAAAAAAAAAACAAAAAACGGGCAGUUAGCAUAAAUUUUACGUAAAUGUCGAAUGUGCUGCUAGCCUUGAAGACACUGUGGCGGCGCCUUCAUAAAAUAGCCUCAAUUCUUGGUUGAAAGGAAAAAAACGGGCAGUUAGCAUUCAUUUUACGUUAAUAUUGCGAAGUAUAACGCCAAUGCUGUAGAGGCUAAUUUCUCCCAUUGAUUUUUUUUCACAUUUCAAAAUGCAUGCAAGGUAUGAAAAAUAUAAUAAUUACCUUGAAUCAUCGAACAAAUCACUCCUGAGACAAUAUUUCCCUUUUGUAUGCGGUACAGCUUUAGUACUUUUUCACCCUUAAUCCGGCGGUGGAUCGCUGCAUGUGUUUGAGAAAAACUGCGGCCGUCUGCAAAUAACUGAAGUGUGGGACGGCCGCCUAGGAAAAGGCAUUGCGCAGUGUCUGGGGAAUGUUUUCCAUCAAUAUAAUUAUGUAGUCAUUAUGAAAGUAGACACUUCUUUCAUCUGUGUGAUUUUGACAAAGAUCAGAUCACAUUUGAUGGUAAUUUUAUGCAGAAAUGUGAGAAAUUCCAAAAGGUUCUGAUACUUUUUCAUACCACUGUAUGUCUAGCUUGGAUCUUUACCAAAUACCAUAACUAGCAAUUAAUGCAACAACUGGAACAGUAACUGAAGAAUUGGCACAGAAUAUGAGUUUUGAUUGUUAUAUACAUCUAUAGCGCUGCAAUGCAUGCUAGGAGGCAUGUUGGACAACAAUGGUAUUGACAGCAGGUGGCAGCAGAGGUUGACUGUCUCCUCCAAUGGAGCAGUGAUGGCCAAAUGAAGCUUCUUGAAGCAAUGAAGCUUUGCAGCCAUUUGGUCUCAUGACAGUCGUAUGAUGCUGCUGUCCAAUAAAGUGUUAAUGGGUAAUAUCUUUUGGUGUAAAUAUCCCAUAAUACAAUGAGGACAGCUGCGGUUUAUAGUCCAGUGGGGCUUAUCUAUGACCAAAUGCCGUUUUUGUGUCAAAAUUGGUGGGUGGCGGCUUAUAGUCAGGUGCAGUGACGCCACCAGAGGGUAGCCAGAGGUGGCCACGGCCCCCCAAUAAAUUUGUUGGCCACCCCUCUUUUGUUAAAUGUUCACUUUAUGCUUAAUAUAUACAUAACACAAUAAAACAGAAUUGUUGUGGAACUCAAAAUGUUGACUGGACUGUUAUGGACUAUGCACAUUAAAUCAUGAGUAAGAUUAAAUUAGAGCAGCAGCAUAAGCAGAUUUUAACGGGGGGUCGGGCCCCUCCUGGUGUCCGAAAAUUGUCAUUGCAUGUAAUUGACUUUCCUAUAUGUAUAAAUGUUGUAAAGCAAUAAAACUGCAACAAAAAUGAAUGAAAUGAACAAAAUUUUUUUUUUUUUUUUGUAAUAGGUCAAAAUUAUUUUUCAAGCACCUUUACGGUCAUUUGCUUUGCAUUUAACGUAAAAAAAAAAAAAAAUUGGGAAAAAAAUAUUUUUAAAAAUGAUUAUUUUUCUUUUGUCGAAAAUAUAUUUUUUUUUGAUUGAAGCAUUUUUUUAAAUUGAAUGAUUUAGACACAAAUGUCCUAAUCAAAAAAGGAUUGCUUCAACCAAAGAAAACUUUUUCAAUGAACAGUUGUGUUCAAAUGCAAAUUUUUCAAUCUCAAAUAUUUUUUCGCAUUCAAAAACUUUUGCUAUGAUUGAAAUUUUUCUUUUUUUUAUUGAAGUGAUUUUCUUUUUGAAAAUCUAUAUAUAUAUUUUUAAGCAACUUAUUUUUAGACUGAAUAAAAAAAAAUGUCCUAGCCAAAAUGUGGCCCGAAAACAAAUCAACAUUACUUCAAUCAAAAACCUUGCUUCAAUCAAAAAAAAAAAAAUAAUAA